AUGGAUACACCCGUCCUCAUCAUCGGCGCUGGCCCUUCUGGGGCCACGCUUGCCCUACUGCUUGGUCGACUGGGUGUUCGGUCUGUAGUGAUCUCGCGCCACAGAGCCACGGCCAACACACCUCGCGCGCAUAUCUUCAACCAGCGGGCAAUGGAGGUGCUGCGAGACGCCGGCAUUGAAGCAAAAUGCAGGGCGGUUGCCAGUUCUGUACAGCACAUGGAACAUUCCUCCUUCCUGGACCAGCUCGCCGGCCAGGAAUACGGGCGUCUCUGGGCAUGGGGAAACAAGCCCGCGCAAAAGGGAGACUACGAGAUGGCCAGCCCAUGCCACAUGAGCGAUCUGCCCCAGAGCCUGCUAGAGCCCAUUCUCGUGCAGGAGGCCCAGAAAGCAGGCGCCGAGUUCCGCUUCUACACCGAGUUCGUGUCGCUCGAGCAGCAGCUCGCGAGCAAUGACAAUGACAAUGACAGUGGCAGUGGCCGCGUGCGGACCGUCAUCCGCGAUCGCACCACAGGCCAGGAAACAACCCUCACCUCUGCAUAUGUGGUAGGCUGCGAUGGCGCACGCAGCCCCGUCCUCAACGCCCUGGGGGUCCCCAUCACAGGCCGCCAGCUCAACACCGCGUUCAACGUGCACAUCCGCGCCGAUCUGGGCCGGUACAUCGCGCACCGCCCAGGGAGCCUAAACUGGGUUCUCAACCCGUCGGCCCCCGACUGGUCGGCCGUGGGGAACUUCCGCAUGGUGCGUCCCUGGACAGAGUGGGUGGUGUCGAUGCAUCCGGCGCGCAGGGACGGGGCGACGACAUCUGCCGCCCCCACCGAGGCGGAUAUCGUCCGGCGUCUGCACCAGAUGAUCGGGGACGAGACGGUCCCUAUUCAGAUCCUGUCGGCGUUCCAAUGGACAAUCAACGACCAGGUUGCGAGUACGUGGCAGAGCGGCCGGGUGCUUUGUAUCGGCGACGCAGCGCACCGCCACCCGCCCAUUAACGGCUUGGGCAGCAAUACGUGUAUAUCGGAUGCAUUUAACCUGGCCUGGAAGCUGGCAUAUGUGGUCCGGGGCGUUGCGCACGCUAGAUUACUGGAGACACUGACGCCAGAGCGCAAGCCGGUGGGCGAUGGCAUCGUGCGACGUGCAAACGACGGCAUGGAGGCGCAUCGGCGCAUGUGGAGCGUUAUUGGACUGGACCAGGAAUCCCGCCAAAAGGCACUCGUGCGCUUGACAGAAGAUAGUCCUGCCGGACGUGCAAUGCGGGAGGAGUGGUCCGCGGCCAUGGAUGCGCUGGACGCAGAGGUGCAGGCGCUGGGCAUCCAGAUGAACCAGGUCUACACCGGCUCACCGGCAGUCCUGGCAGAGCCAGGGGAUGAAGCACCGGAUUUCAGCGCCCUGGACCCGCUGCGGCAGGUCAUGGUUUCUACAUUCCCUGGCUACCAUCUCCCCCAUGUCUGGCUGGCUCGGGACGCGCACAGUCCUCGCGUCUCGACGCUUGACUUGGCCGGGCAGGGCCGGUUUACGCUCUUUACGGGAAUUGGCGGUGGGUGCUGGCUCACGGCUGCGCGCAAGGUGUCUCAGAUGGGACUCGAUAUUGCUCGGUACACGGUUGGCUUUGGGUGCGAGUAUCUGGACUGCUACCGUGAGUGGGAGAGGGUGCGUGGGGUGCAAGAAGAUGGCGUCGUGUUGGUUCGACCUGACCAUUUUGUCGGCUGGCGUUGUAAUGCAAGAAAGGACCCGGACAAGGCGUACAAGACACUAGAGAGGGUGAUCAGGGCUAUCCUGAUGUGUAUUCCAGAUGGCAGUUAG
This is a messenger RNA of Aspergillus versicolor CBS 583.65, 1794 nucleotides long. RefSeq lists its product as uncharacterized. Lineage: Eukaryota; Fungi; Ascomycota; Eurotiomycetes; Eurotiales; Aspergillaceae. The record is from RefSeq and is a predicted model, not a curated record. The coding region runs from base 1 to 1794 and encodes 597 amino acids. Gene Ontology annotation, molecular function: FAD binding. The transcript has 2 exons.